AUGGAAGAGGAAAGGAAGGAAGAAGGUUCAAAGCUCUUAAAACAGUUCGAUCCCAACUAUACCACCUCCCGAGGUGAGAGAAACAAUUCGUUUAGUGAUCAGUCAUAUUCAACAAAGAAGUCUUACAACCAAAACAAUAGAGAAAGCAGCAGAGGUGGUCGAUGGCGAGCGUAUUCUAACAGAAAUAGCGAUUUCAACAGAUCUAGGAAUUCUAAUGAUGAAGAUAAGAAUUUUUUCCAGAAUCAAGCAGCUGAGGAGAUAGCGAGAUCCAAGCAGAGAGCGCUAAGAUUUUCCAAUGAUGACAAGAAGUUCGAAAAGCAGAGGGAAUACGGAUUUGUCAGUAGGGGUGAAGAUAAUCGGUUGCAGAAGAGCUCCAAUGAGAGAGAGAGUUACUUCAAACAGAUAUUGAUGAACUUCAUUGAGUAUUGCAGUUCUAAUACUUCUUCUACAUUAAGUGAUAAGAUAUCUCACUUUAUAGAGAAAGACGAACUUCUGGAGCUUACAGCGGAUACCAAUAACAGUGGAGAAUCUUUGAAGCACCUGAUAACCAUAGAUACGAUAUUGAAUUCACUCCGAAAACUACGAGAGGCACUCUUGUUUGCUAUACCUAACGAAUUUUCUAAAAAGGUGUUCUUGUUUUCCAUCAGAAUCUCGGCAGCUAUAGGGCAUCACCAAACCUAUAUCCCUUGCAUAAUGUAUUUGCUUUCGUAUUACAAAGCAAACAAGGAGUCUGUGGUCACUAUGGAAGAGGUGGAAGAAAUUACUACUUUGUUGGUUCUACAUCUAGCACAUUUCAAUAACUCAAAUUCCAAAGCUCUCAGACUCUACUUCGAGUACCUUCAUAAGAUUGACAAUAGCAAGACAGGUAAAACUUUUGAAGUGCUACAGAGCUGGAUCUAUCGUGACUAUUAUAGCUGGAUGAAGCACUAUAACAUGGAAACCGACAAUGCCAAAGCGUCGAUUAUGAAGUUUGGAUUGCUGACGAUGGUUAAACAUGUCAUCGAUUGUGUGAGCAAAUCGUAUUUUACUAUAACAAAGCAUCAGCUUGAACAAACCCUUCUUCCACGAGGAUACACGUACGAGUCCCUUGUUGAAAGUUACAAUUUAACCUGGAAGGGCGACGAGAAGAACAACCAAGUUAUCAUAGUUAGAGAUAGAACCACUCGAAAAUAG
Molecule: messenger RNA, 1173 nt
Organism: Scheffersomyces stipitis CBS 6054
Lineage: Eukaryota; Fungi; Ascomycota; Pichiomycetes; Serinales; Debaryomycetaceae
Exons: 1
Coding region: 1-1173 (390 amino acids)
Source: RefSeq, a predicted model, not a curated record